AUGCCCCCAAUUAAAACACCAAGCAGCCUUACAUCAGCCUCUGCAACGCACCUGCCUAUGGAAGUGGGCAAACCAUUGUUGUGGCCACCAAUUUUCGGCAAAAGUGAUAGUAAAGCAGCGGACAAGUACGACAAGGAAAUCGAGCGGCGUUCACACUGGACAACGACUGAUUGGCUGGAGAAGCACAAGUACGCCGUGGAAGUGCACAAUGUCACCACAACCGACGGUUAUCAGCUGCUUUUGCAUCGCAUACCCAAAUUAGGCAAACAGCCCGUCUUGCUGGUACACGGACUUCUAACUUCAUCACUCGCCUGGUUGCUGCUCGGACCGGGCAAGAGCUUAGCUUUUCUGCUCGCCGACCGCAACUACGAUGUUUGGCUGGCGAAUUUACGCGGCUCAGCAUAUGCGCGCAGUCACACGCAAUUCAGCGCCGACAGCUCGGACUAUUGGAGCUUCAGCUUCCAUGAAAUGGGCGCCUACGAUCUGCCGGCCAUAAUGGACCACAUUGGGAAUGAGAGUUCGUUCCAGCAGUUGCUGCUAAUUGGGCACUCCCAGGCGCUAAACGCAUUCCUAGUUUUGUGUUCCAUUCAUCCCGAGUACAAUGAACGCAUUCUGUUAAUGCAAGCGUUGGCCCCAAUUGUGCAAUUGCACGAUUUUGUGCGUUUCAAACCGGAUGAUGUGCGGCGGGUAAUGCGCUUUGUGAAGUCCAAAGUAAAAUCCGAGUCAUAUGAACUCUUUCCCGCCGGCUAUCUACGUAAAAAAUGUUUCCAACGCAAUACCGACAAUCGCCAGACUUGUCUGCAACUAAUGAGCACCUUUGCGGGUAAUGGCCGCUAUUCGAAGUCCAUUGAGCCGCUCCUUUAUGGCCAACUGUUGCAGGGUGGUUCACUCAAGGAAAUCAAACAUUUGCAACAAAUCUGGUAUUCGGGUGAUUUUGUCGCCUUCGAUUAUGGCGUCGAAGGCAAUCGUAAGUACUACAACAACUCCGUUGAACCGUACAAUUACGACCUUAAGCUGGUUACUGCACCGCUGCUGCUCUACUUCGGCGAAAGUGACGCCAUUGCAACGCCCGGUGGCGUUCACAACAUCUACUCACGUCUGCUGGGCACAGUGGUCGGUGUUUAUCGCAUAGCCGCCGCCAAGUUUAAUCACUUUGAUUUUCUAUGUGCGAACGAUGUGAAAACGCUGGUCAACGAUAGAGUAAUCGGCAUGAUGGAACAACACUUGGCCGGCAAAUUGCCCUACGUAAUUGAAUAA
Messenger RNA from Rhagoletis pomonella (apple maggot), 1257 nucleotides. RefSeq names its product lipase 1-like. Lineage: Eukaryota; Metazoa; Arthropoda; Insecta; Diptera; Tephritidae. Bases 1 to 1257 code for a protein of 418 amino acids. The record is from RefSeq and is a predicted model, not a curated record. Gene Ontology annotation, molecular function: hydrolase activity, acting on ester bonds. The transcript is spliced from 6 exons. Gene Ontology annotation, biological process: lipid metabolic process.